This is a messenger RNA of Ceratosolen solmsi marchali, 2483 nucleotides long. It is a transcript of the gene Dp, whose product is annotated as transcription factor Dp. NCBI's taxonomy places the organism in Eukaryota, Metazoa, Arthropoda, Insecta, Hymenoptera, Agaonidae. The transcript is spliced from 10 exons. Gene Ontology annotation, molecular function: DNA-binding transcription factor activity, RNA polymerase II-specific; RNA polymerase II transcription regulatory region sequence-specific DNA binding. Gene Ontology annotation, biological process: regulation of cell cycle; regulation of transcription by RNA polymerase II. Bases 670 to 2109 code for a protein of 479 amino acids. Gene Ontology annotation, cellular component: nucleus; transcription regulator complex. The record is from RefSeq and is a predicted model, not a curated record.
AGAGAGAGGGAGAGUAAGAGGGCGCACGCGCGGCCAGCCGAUACGUCGCCGGCGCGCGAGACCCUCACGAGCAGCGCGGCGCCAUCCCCGCCGACCCAUCGUGGGAGCCUAGCUAGCUGCGGCAGCGGAAAAGCCUACGAGAGCAGCGUCCUCGAGGAGGUCGACCGAGUCCUGCCUGACCUGGGAACGCGUGCACUUUGAGCGGGCGUCGCGCCAUUUUGGAGAGCCAGUACGAGCGCGCGGCCUCUACCCGUGCCCACGGGGGUCCUCCCCCGUAAUCCGGCCCCGAGCCGAGCAGGCAGGAAGUGGCAGCGGUGGCAGCGGCUGCGGCGACAGCGGCGGCGGCGGCUGCAGCGGAUUCGGUGGUGACAGCGGUGGUGGCUGCAACGACGGAGGUGGUAAAAACAAAGGACAGGGCGCCGAGUUGCCGGGGAGCUGGGGAGAGUGCCGAGGUCGAUCCCGAGCCUGCUAUGAGCUUUGCCGCGCGGGUCCAGCACCGUACCUACAACCCUCGUCUUCGGCAGCAGCUGCAGUCCCGGGGGCGGCGGCCCUCCUGAGCGGCCCCUUCGUCGCUCUCGGUGGCGGGAGCGCCGGGAAGGUUGAUCGGCCGCGCACGGACCACGCUACAGGGCUUACGAGUUCCGCUGCUGGCUCUUGUCUUCGUCGACGAUGACGCAACAAAAUAAAACCAUGAACUUCCUUAUACACGAUGCCAAUGGGCAUCCUCAAGUUAUAAAGGUGGUGCAAAGUACGCCCAAUAAAGCCUUAAGUGGAAUUGUUGGAACCACAAACACAGGAAACCUUAAAGUCUUUAAAACACCUGGACAAGAGUCUCCGGUUUUGGCUUCUGGAACACAAGUCCUUAGAACCAUAAGCUUUCAAAAUCCAACAAAUACUGGUCAAAGACUGCUAACAAUACCAAUACAAAAUGCAAAGGUACAAACUGUACCGACAAUGAAGCCUGCUGAUCCACAUAUGACCAAAACAAUUCAACUCACAGCAGCUCAAAUGAGCAAUAUAAAACAAGCUAUUGUAUCACAGCAGCAACAACAACAAAGUGCCAAUCAACAACUAAUAAAAGAUGCUUCUGGAAAAACUUUUAUUAGUCCAAUCUUGGAUCACACAGGAAACCGAAAACGGCAAGACACAGAAGGGAGCGAUUUUAUUCCUGAAUACCCUUUCAGUAAACGUAGGAAAACAGAGAAAGUGGGAAAGGGCCUUAGACAUUUCUCAAUGAAAGUAUGUGAGAAAGUAAAGAAGAAAGGGACUACAUCAUAUAACGAAGUAGCUGAUGAAUUAGUAGGAGAAUUCACAAAUCCAACUCAUACAAAUUCAUUAACCGAUCAGCAAUAUGAUCAAAAGAACAUCAGAAGAAGAGUAUACGAUGCAUUAAAUGUACUCAUGGCAAUGAAUAUCAUUUCCAAAGAAAAGAAAGAGAUUAGGUGGUUGGGAUUGCCAACUAAUUCACUUCAAGAGUGUAUAUCAUUAGAAAAGGACAAAAAGAAGAAAAUUGAAAGAAUCAAAGCAAAAACGCAACAGCUACACAGAAUAAUUUUACAACAUAUUGCUAUAAAGAAUUUAGUCGAACGAAAUCGCCUUAGCGAGGCUAUGUAUGGGCCACCAAAGCCAAAUUCUGCAAUUCAGUUGCCAUUUAUUAUUAUUAAUACAGAUAGAAAAACUGUUGUAAAUUGCAGUAUUUCCAAUGACAAAACCGAGUACCUGUUGAAUUUUAAUGAUAAGUUUGAAAUACACGACGAUAUCGAAAUCUUAAAAGAAAUGGGACUUGCCUAUGGUCUUGACAAAGGAGAAUGUUCCGAUGAAAACCUGCAUAAAGCCAAAGCAAUGGUUCCAAAAGCCCUUGAAAAAUACGUUGAGCAAUUGGCAUCUGGUGAUUUGGAAAAAUUCAUACCCGUUACAAUAUCAGGACCUAGUACGUCAAUAGAAGAUACCGAAUUAAAAGUAGAAACAUCCCGACCACCAUCGUCUUCGCGCACUUCUUUGUCGGAAGAUGCGUUAUCGCCACCCUCGCAAUACUUCUCGGAAGAGGAGGAAGAGGAGGAGGAGAGCGACCAGGAUGACCAAGUUGACAGUGACCUUGAUAUUAACUAGCAUUUUGUCGAUCUUUUCAGAAGCUAGACUCAGGUUUCGUUUGCUGUAUACAUAAAUGCAACUUUUUCUUCAGAAACAGAAACAAGUGAAAAAUCACCGAGUCGUUUGAAGCAUUGUGCAGAUGAUGCCGAAAAAUUGGAUAUUCGUUCAUUUGCGCCACGUUAUGGUAGAGCGUUAGUAGUAUACCUUGAGAGAGUUCUGUCGGUGUGUGCGUCACUAUUAUGGUGUUUAUCGUUAUUGCGAGUUUUUAAGAGUAUUGCUCAAAUACGUGACAUUGUUAUUGUGUAUAGUAUAUUGAAUCACAGAACAACACUUAAAGCAAGAAAAAAAAUUCACAAAUUUCUCUAUCCUUACACGUCCUCACAAUAUCAUCG